AUGGAUCCUCUCUGUUCAUGGGGCGUCUAUCUGAAUGACCCUGGCUUUCACUGUUUGGACUCCUCCUUUCCUGUGAUAAUGGCGUUUGAUCUAGCUAAAGAAGAACAUUAUGAUGUCCCAAUGCCGGAAUUUAGCGGCAUGGUGACGGUGGAGGUGCUGGGAGGGUGCCUGGCAGCAGUUGUCUUUGGGAAGAUGAACACUAUCGAGAUUUGGGUGAUGAAGGAGUACGGGGUGAUGGAGUCCUGGGUCAAACUACUCUGCUUUGAUUCGCCUGUUGCCCAACCUUGCCGGAAUCUGUACCCGGUGGCUUAUUCAAAGGACGGUGGCAAGGUUCUGUUCAAUUACAAAGGACUUUGUCUGAAUUGGUUUGAUUUGAGGACAAAAGCCGUUACGAUUGCUUUUGUCGAUGGUAUGAGUGCUUCUCUCCGUGCCUCGGCCAAUGACCCUGUGAUAGAUGCUCGGGAGUGUGUCGGGAGCCUUGUUUCGCCUUUUGGUCCUGGUGGAGUUGGGGGUGGAAAGAAGAACGGUGUGCAGGGCAAGAAGGGGAAAGAGAUUAAAAAGAAGAGGGAUGAUUUUCUAUCGACUGGAUUCAAGCUACUGCUCUGAAGGGCGACUGCUUUUUAUUUGGGCUUGUAUGUAUGCAUCAAGCUCUGUCCCUGCUUUGGGUUUUGGCUCGUAUAUAUCAAGUUCCAUUUGCCCUGCAUUUCGUUUUGGCUAUUACAUAUCUAGUUUCGUAUAUAUCAAAUUCUAUCCUGGUUUUGGUUUCGGUUUGUACGUAAUAACUCUUGUCGUGGUAGCUGAACUAGCUUCGUGUACUUAGUUAUUUUGCUCCUGAAUUUGCUUGGUAGCUAAUUUAUUAUGCAUGUAGAUGAUUUGAUAUAAAUUAUGCAUGUAAUUUUCUAGACAUGGAACCCCAUGACUUGAUUUUAAUGCGAACUUAUGGACCGAAUCUAUUUUGCGGUGUUAGGGCCUGAGGGCUUUGCUAUUAGGUGUUCAUUUGUGCGGUUCUGUAUGACUGCUCGUUAAUUUGUGAAGAUGCAGC
Messenger RNA from Striga asiatica, 1042 nucleotides. The record is from the annotation of a GenBank genome assembly. NCBI's taxonomy places the organism in Eukaryota, Viridiplantae, Streptophyta, Magnoliopsida, Lamiales, Orobanchaceae.